CAAAGUUUAUCCUUCAUUGUACAGACCAGUUUUGUGGUGUGUAUAAUGUGGACGGCCUUAUAUAUCAAUUAAGCAAUUAACAAAAGCCCAUUAGGUAAAAGUUACGUUGCAGAAUAACUUAGAAUUACAAUCAUUCUUCUAUUAGAUAUUACAACUGAUUGAAUAACUUUAAUUUUGUAUUUUCCACAAGAACCCUUCGUAAACAGAAAGCAGAUGAAUAUUAAAGAUUCAAUAUUUCCGGAAGAAAAGGAAGAAUUUCCUUGGGAUGAGAAGGCCCUUAAAGCUUUUAAAAAAACUAUAAAAGAUCAAGGGAUUAAAUGUCGUAUGGAUGACAUUUUUCUUCUGGGUUUUCUUCGUGCUAGAAAAUUUGACUUGCAGAGAUCGCUUCAGCUGCUCAAGAAUUACUAUAACGUGAGAGUAAAUUAUCCACAAUACUCUAAGGAUCUUCUUCCCUCCAAGUUGGAGCAUGCUUUGAACCUGAAGAUUUUGCAAUUUCUUCCGAAUCUUGACCAAGAUGGAUGUUAUAUUUACCUUUUUCGAGUUGUCAAUUGGGAUCCUUCUGUUUCAAGUGUAACCGAUGUAUGGCGUUGUGUAUUGCUUUACAUGGACUUACAAUUGAAUUUUCAUCGAACUCAAGCUAAGAAAAUCGUUUGUGUUAUAGACACAGGAGGAAUGAAUUUGUCACAUUUCUAUCAUUUAUCACCCAGAGCCAUAAGUUCUUUAGUAAUGCUUAUUCUUAAAGAUUCUUAUCAAAUGCGAUACAAGGCGAUACAUUAUGUAAACAUGAAUGUCGUAAUAAAAGCUAUUUUAAGUAUUUUACUUCCACUUCUACCAGACAAACUCCGGAAGAGGGUACAUUUGCAUUCGGAUGUGGAUACUUUGCACGAAUUCAUCAGUCCAGAUUGUCUGCCUUUGGAAUUAGGAGGUAAUUUACCGAGUUUCGAUCCUACUGAAGCCAAUAACAUGCUUAGAUCUAACGAAGAAUUCUUCCGAACAAACGAAGAAUACGUGAAAUUGUACGAAGAAGAAACAAAUAAAAAUUUCAGCCAAGGCAGAUUUAGAUACGAUGAGGACUUAGGUUUGGAUCUAUCAAUAGAAUGGAAACCGGUGUUCAUGUUAUGUAAUGGUGUUGUUUAUAGCGACGACGUGUGA
Molecule: messenger RNA, 1152 nt
Organism: Centruroides sculpturatus (bark scorpion)
Lineage: Eukaryota; Metazoa; Arthropoda; Arachnida; Scorpiones; Buthidae
Product: alpha-tocopherol transfer protein-like
Exons: 7
Coding region: 214-1152 (312 amino acids)
Cellular component (GO): membrane
Molecular function (GO): phosphatidylinositol bisphosphate binding
Source: RefSeq, a predicted model, not a curated record